GACCAGUCCAUGUACCCGUCAAAAUGGCGUCUGCAGUGUUAAAUCUUAGUCGGGUCAUUAGAAAAACAGCGUUUUCACCCAGAUACACUGCAAACAUUGCUUACUUGUUAAAGAAAAAUGAAUUUCAUAACAGUUCAUCAAAAUAUGCAUCUUCUGAAAUAUGUAUGCCGUCCUUGUCACCGACAAUGUCAGAGGGAACUAUUGUGAAAUGGUACAAGAAAGAAGGCGAUGUGAUCAACGCAGGUGAUGUCUUAUGUGAUGUACAGACUGACAAAGCUGUUGUCUCCUUUGAUACUGAAGAUGACGGAAUACUUGCCAAAAUUCUGAAGCCAGAAAACACCACAGACAUCAAGGUUGGCACAUUAAUCGCCAUCAUGGUUGAGGAGGGUGAUGACUGGCAGAAUGUGGAGGUUCCCGCUGAAACAGAGGCUGCCCCAUCCUCUCCUGCUCCACCCACUCAAGACAAGCCAACUCCUGACACACCCAUCCAACCUCUAGCAGGGGCAACAAAGAUAGGACAUGAAGAAUUACAUGGGGCUGGUAUUGGCCCUUCGGUAAGAAAGUUACUGGAAGAGUAUGGAGUUCAUGUAAAAGACGUUCAGGGUGCAGGCCCACAAGGCAGAAUCACAAAGGGAGAUGUCUUAAAGGUAAUUAAAGCAAAAAAUCUCCAGAGACAGGCACCUCCCUCUGGUGAUGCUUCCCAGUCCCCACCCCCCUCUGGAGCACCUGCCCAACCCACCAUGGCUGACACAUCUGCAGCAGGGGGAUAUGUGCCCACACUUGUACCAGAAUUUGAUGGAGAAGAGUAUAUUGACAUCCCCAACACUGGAAUGAGAUCAACCAUAGCAAAACGUCUCACACUGUCAAAGACCACAAUCCCUCACUCAUACGCGACAAUGGAUUGCAAUGUUGGGCCAGUUACUUCCCUUAGAAAACAACUCAUAAAAGACAGCAUUAAAGUCUCUGUCAAUGACUUUAUCAUAAAAUCAGCUGCAUUGGCUCUGCAGAGGGUACCACAGGUGAAUUCUGUGUGGCAGAAUGAUGAACCAGCCUCCAUGUUGAAUGUGGACAUAUGUGUAGCAGUAGCCACAGACAAUGGCUUAAUUACGCCCAUAGUUCAAAAUACACCACAGCUCGCUGUAGACGAAAUCUCUUCAACAGUUAAGGAUCUGGCUGAGCGAGCCCGGGCAAAUAAACUUCAACUUCAUGAGUUUCAAGGAGGAACUUUCACAAUAUCUAACCUAGGAAUGUUCGGUAUUGGAGAAUUCUCUGCAGUGAUUAACCCUCCUCAGACAGCGAUCCUGGCUGUUGGCUCGUCUCGUCUAGCGAUUGGCCAGAAUGGCAAACCAGAAUCUCGCAUGGCAGUUACUCUAUCGUAUGAUGCACGAGUUAUUGACGAUUCAGAGGCAUCAUUGUUCUUGGAAGUUUUUAGAGACAUUAUUGAAAAUCCGAGUUUACUUGUGAGUGGACGGCCAGCUUCAAAGAGACAGGACAUAUUAUGAAGAAUGGUUUUAGAAAUAGGAUGUUGAAUUUGAGUGGUAAUCCAGCAUCAAAGAGACUGGAGAUAUUAUGAAGAAAGGAUUUAGAAAUAGGAUGAUAAAUUUGAGUGGUUGGCCAGCAUCAAAGAGACAGGACAUAUGAAGAAAGGAUUUAGAAAUAGGAAUUUAAAUUUUUAUUAAGAAGUUCAUUCGCAUGGAUGUAAAAUAAUGAAGUUAUUCUGUUUCUUUGGAUGCUUGAAUUGAAAGUUUUUUUCUAUCUAUUGACAUUGAUGUGGAGAUGAAUUAUACAUGUAGUGCAUUUCUUUUUGAUGAUUAAUCUCAAUGUUUUUACACAUCAUUCAAAUUAAAACAUUAGAUUAAAACUUUGUCAAAUAAGGAAGUGAAUCUAUCUUUUUACAUUAUAUUUAAUUUAUGAAUGUAAAGUGUUUCUAUCUUUUUGUUGGGGAUGAAUUAUUCUGCAAUUUCCUUUGAUAAUAUAUUUCAAAUUGUUUUAAAUAAUGAACAUCAGUUUUAAAACUUAAGGAUGCUAAAUUAUCAGAAUUAAGUCAGAGGUGCUGCUGCAUUUGGAAAACAAAGGAAAACACAGUUUUAAAAAUUAAACUUUCGGAAGAAAAAGCCAGAAUUAUUACACUGGUGCUUGGAUUAAAAAAGCUUUUGCAAGCCCUGCGAUAGUAAAUACAGUAAUUGAGCAAGCCAGUACAGGCUUUGCUAUUUCGACCACUGAACAUGUACAACGGCAUACAAGUGCAAAUACAAAACUGACUCUUUUGAUAGCUGGAGAGGAUAUUAACUGUAUGUCUGCUUGUUAAUUUAAGGCAUUGCUUCACAUUAUUUAUUUUAAUAUAAAAUGCUAUAUUUGUUCUUUUUUUAACAUCUCGGAGUAAAAAGCUAUUGGAAUGAAGUGAAUUUCGGGAUACAAUUCGGAAGUGGUAGGUCAUGCUUAAAGAUGAAUUAAGGGACAGUUUCUAAAAGGUUUUCAGACCGUUAAAUUGUUCUUAUGCUGUAUAUAAGUAACAUGGUUUAAGCUAACCUAGAAUUUAUCCUAUUUAAGGAUACACCAUUUAGUGUGCAGAUUUACCCAUUUCAACAUGCCAUAAUAACUAUAUUGAAUUAAGAUAAAUCCAUAAGUUUGGUAUCAUACAUAUUAAAGUGACACUCAGUAUUUAAAAUCAAUGUAAUACGCAUGUAAAACAAAAAUGAAUUUAGAGUGAUAAACCUUGAACUACUUGCUUAAUUUUGCAUUUACGGAAAAUACUUAUUACUGAUAACAAGGUGGUUACCAUGUAUUUAAAAGCUGAAAACACACAAAUAUUGUAUGACAGAUUGGUCCUAAAAGAUUUACAGUAAUCAUCUAUCAAGGUCUCAUAAGGUAAAAAUACCGUGUUUUCUGCACCUUUCUUCAAAACAUGAUAUCCUCCAUAAGAACCAUUGUUUUUGAUAUUUAUUCAUCCUUUGGGAAAAAUUAAAACAAUUGUGUUAAUUGUGGUACAUCUUAUUUAGGAGUAAGAGUGCAUCUUUAAAGGGAGCAGAAUGGCCUUUGGAGACAGCUAAAUACCCCAGUAUUUUUCUAUUUGUUCAUUCUGUGUUAUCCUGAAUAGAAUUAGUGCUUUGCUCUUGAUGUUGUCUGCAAUUAAGAAUGAAAACCUGCGUGUAUACUUGAGCUAUUCCAUCACUCAUUUCAGCUAAGAAAAAAUCAGCAAUAAUAAUGGUUUUGGUUAGUCAAUCUAAUAUUGAUAUAAUUUUAAUAAUGAAAAGAGAAUGUUCAAAAUACAGCACAAGCAGUAUUUGAAAUUAUUUUGAGUUUUGUUUGAUAUUCAAUUUCUUAAAUUGAACAUGAAAUAACAUAUUUCAUGGCAAGAACUGAAUAUUACUCUUAAAAUCUUCUCAAAUGGUGAUUAUUAUAUGUGGUUACCAGGCAUUCUAGUGAGUGAUGGAAUAUUUUGAGUUAUUGUUUUGACAUUUUGUUAUUGAUUGUAUCUUGUUUAAAUUACAUAAGUGCUAAUAAAAAAAA
This is a messenger RNA of Mya arenaria, 3510 nucleotides long. RefSeq names its product pyruvate dehydrogenase protein X component, mitochondrial-like. The record is from RefSeq and is a predicted model, not a curated record. Gene Ontology annotation, biological process: pyruvate decarboxylation to acetyl-CoA. Gene Ontology annotation, molecular function: acyltransferase activity. NCBI's taxonomy places the organism in Eukaryota, Metazoa, Mollusca, Bivalvia, Myida, Myidae. The coding region runs from base 24 to 1502 and encodes 492 amino acids. The transcript is spliced from 11 exons. Gene Ontology annotation, cellular component: mitochondrion; pyruvate dehydrogenase complex.